AUGUAUUGUUCCUGUGCACCUUGCGGAGAUGCUAGUAUGGAAUUAUGCAUGGCUGCACAGGAGGAUGCUACACCUUGGGAGCUUCCAGUUCCUGAAUUAAGAAAUACAGGAAACCCAGAUGGUCAGCAGCAAGUGUUGCUAAAUGGCAGAGCUCAUUUUUCCAUACUAGGCGCGGUUCGCCGAAAGCCUUCCCGCGCAGACGCAGAGUCAACCCUUAGCAAGUCAUGUUCGGAUAAGCUGGCCCUGAAACAGGUGGCAUCUAUUCUCUCCUUUCCAACAAGUCUGCUACUUGCACCAACUCCAAAUGCAUAUAUAUCUAAUAUCAUUUUGCCGGAAGAAGAACUGAGCCGUACAGGAUGUGAAAGGUCAUUUGGUAGCGGGGAAUCAGGUCGAAUGCGGUCCUUAAACGGACGGAUAUGGGAAGCUGCGCAUAAUGCCCAUGGAGAAUUCAAAUUUCACCCUUUUAAGAUAACUCCACUACUAAUGGAAGAUUUUAAAGGCAUGUGGAAGUACGGAAAACCUACCUCCAAGUCACCGGAACAAAAAGUGAAAACUGCCAAUGUAUCUGCGGUUUGGACUGCGCCUCCAUCGAAUUCAACACGGCCACCUUUCACAACUAAAUGGAAUGAUACCCCUACUUUCUCGGAGCCAGAAUGGUACAAGGCGUACUUUAAAACGCCGCCAACAAAUCUCAACGAGACUUUGAUAAAUGGAGUCAAACAGGGCUAUCGACUGAAUUCGCCCGGAUUUAAAAAAGCCAGUGCAUUAUCUAGAGCUAGAAUGUGGGCUCUUCUAAGUGAUACCUUCAAGCUUCUAAACGAGUACGGUUUGAUACCACAACUGGUUAAUGACAAGGAAGCCUCAUAUUUAUCUCAAGUUGUCCUUUCGGGUCCCUCGUAUGACUUUUUAAAAUCACAGGCAGCCAUGGGUAAGUAUUUGGAAGUUCGGGCCCAGGUGUUGAGGGAUGUACGGCUUGUUCUCAAGAAUUGGAUACGGAACUGUGGUGAUGACGCUUGGGAUCUCACCGUCCUUGAUGCCCCGGUCAAAGAAAAACCUCAGAACUGCAGACUCCCAGAGGAAGCUAGACCAUAG
Molecule: messenger RNA, 1092 nt
Organism: Trichophyton rubrum CBS 118892
Lineage: Eukaryota; Fungi; Ascomycota; Eurotiomycetes; Onygenales; Arthrodermataceae
Product: tRNA-specific adenosine deaminase
Exons: 1
Coding region: 1-1092 (363 amino acids)
Biological process (GO): tRNA wobble adenosine to inosine editing
Molecular function (GO): RNA binding; tRNA-specific adenosine-37 deaminase activity
Source: RefSeq, a predicted model, not a curated record